This is a messenger RNA of Bactrocera dorsalis (oriental fruit fly), 2242 nucleotides long. RefSeq names its product mucin-2. Gene Ontology annotation, cellular component: extracellular region. The record is from RefSeq and is a predicted model, not a curated record. The transcript is spliced from 2 exons. Gene Ontology annotation, molecular function: chitin binding. Bases 144 to 2084 code for a protein of 646 amino acids. Lineage: Eukaryota; Metazoa; Arthropoda; Insecta; Diptera; Tephritidae.
UAUUUUUACGAAAAGAAUAGUAAUUAGUGGCUGUGUAGCUGAUUGGUGUGGCAUAUAAAAAUAGCCGCUCAUCUUACGUAUUGUCAGUAACCGAAAUAAGGUUCGUUCAUCACAACCGAUUCGGCAAAUAGAGUAGUGCAAAGAUGAGACCACUUUACUUUCUACUGCUAGUAUUUGCUGUGGGUCCACAAACACUUAAGGCAUGUACUGAUGGUACCAGGCCCGAUUGUUCAUCCUAUAGGACUGGGGAUCUUCUGCCGGACGAACAUAGCUGCUAUCGUUACUACAUCUGCAGACGUGGCAGAGCUAUAUCGCGCAGAUGUCGCAGGGGAUUGCAGUUUGAUUCUGAGACGAAAGUUUGUACAUUCCCUGAACUUGCUAAGUGUUAUGUAAAUCGGGAAAAUCAUGCUGAAGAUGAUGGGGAAAGAGAGUAUCCAUUUUAUUUUCCGGAACCAUUUGGAGAAACAUCAUGUACAACGACACCACCGCCGUGCGUUACAACACCACCGUGUGAUACAACACCAGCACCAUGUAUAACAACACCAACACCAUGUAUAACAACACCAACACCAUGUAUAACAACACCAACACCAUGUAUAACAACACCAACACCAUGUAUAACAACACCAACACCAUGUAUAACAACACCAACACCGUGCGUUACAACACCACCAUGUGACACACCAACGCCAACGCCGUGUGCUACGCCAGAACCAACACCCUGUGCAACACCAGAGCCAACUAUAAUAACAACAACAAAAACAACAACUACCAAGGCAACAACCACAAAGACAACCACCACUAAAAGCACCACUACCAAGACGACAACCACAAAGACUACAACAACUACGUGUGAACCAGAAACAACUACGGCACCCUGCAUAACACCAGCGCCAACACCGUCAUGUGAUACACCAACACCAACACCCUGCACGUGUAAGCCCACAACACCUACACCAUGUGAGACGACAUCAACAACGACAACCUGCACAACUCCAACAACCACAAAGUCAACCACCACCAAAACCACCACUACAAAGACGACAACCACAAAGACUACAACAACUACGUGUGAACCAGAAACAACCACGGCACCCUGCAUAACACCAGCGCCAACACCGUCAUGUGAUACACCAACACCAACACCCUGUACAUGCAAGCCCACAACACCUACACCGUGUGAAACCACACCCACUACAACAGCCUGCACAACUCCAACAACCACAAAGUCAACCACCACCAAAACCACCACUACAAAGACGACAACCACAAAGACUACAACAACUACGUGUGAACUAGAAACAACUACGGCACCUUGCAUAACACCAGCGCCAACACCGUCAUGUGAUACACCAACACCAACACCCUGCACGUGCAAGCCCACAACACCCACACCAUGUGAAACGACAUCAACAACGACAACCUGCACAACUCCAACAACCACAAAGUCAACCACCACCAAAACCACCACUACAAAGACGACAACCACAAAGACUACAACAACUACGUGUGAACCAGAAACAACUACGGCACCAUGCAUAACACCAGCGCCAACACCCUGCACGUGUAAGCCUACAACGCCAACACCGUGCAUAACAACACCAACGCCGUGUAUAACAACACCAACGCCGUGCAUAACAACACCAACGCCGUGUAUAACAACACCAACACCGUGCAUAACAACACCAACACCGUGCAUAACAACACCAACGCCGUGUAUAACAACACCAACGCCGUGCAUAACAACACCAGCACCAUGUACAACAACACCACCGCCUUGUGAAACCACACCAGAACCGUGUGUAACGACGCCAUGUGCAACAGCAGAAAUUUUGUGGCUAUAUGAUGAUGACUACGACGAAGACAGUGAUGAGAGUGAUGCAUCCAAUGUACGAGUUCACACUUCCAACAGCGAUUGCGUCAACUUGAGCGAUGGUACCUAUCUCGUAGACCGCAGAUUUUGCCACCGCUUCUACGUGUGCCUCAACGGGCGUGUACAGAGAUUGAAUUGUCCGCUCGGCUUUUGGUUCGAUAGAGACUUGAAGAGUUGCCGUCCUCGCCGCGAGGUGACAAACUGCCGAUAAACCCCAUCGUAAAACAGACCCGGCACAGAACCAAAUACUCUCUAAACACAAUCCUUAUUAAAUAUUGCGCGCGCAUAAAAUAAUCUAUUCUAAAAUUGUUAUCCGCAGCAGCAGCUGCAAAAUGUGUAUACUAUAAAAAGAGCAUUCCAAAAAUCCAA